AUGGGGGAUGCCAAUGGCGCUCUUUUUGGUGACUUUGGUAAUCCGGGUAGUCAUGAAUUGCAAUGUGGGAUUCUACUUCCUACAACGGAAACAAAUUUCACUAUCCACCCGCACUACACUCAAAUGGUGCGUGGAGAUCAAUUUUCUGGAGCAGCUCAUGAAGAUCCGAUAGAGCAUUUGGACAAAUUUCUCGAGACAUGUGCUUUAAUCCAAACCAACCAAGUCACUCAAGAAUACAUCCGGAUGCACCUUUUUCGGUAUUCGCUCACAGGCAAGGCUUAUAGGUGGCUCAAAAACCUAAAGCCCGGCUCGUUGGCCACAUGGAGAGACACGGCCAAAGCUUUCUUGAACAAGUUCAUUCCCGAAGACAAAUCAACCGAAUUGAGGCAGAAAAUUUCAUCAUUUAGGCAAGAAAGGUAUGAAUCUUUGGGGGAAGCUUGGGACCGGUUUAAAGAGUAUGUGAGAGCUUGCCCACACCAUGAGUUUGACAAGCAACUUCUCAUCAAGUUCUUCUAUGAUGGUCUUGACGACAUACCCAAGCAAAAUUUGAAUUCCGGAUGUGGUGGACAUAUUAGCAAGGUGCCUCAAGCUCAAUUGGAGGACACCAUAGAGGAAGUUGUGAGGUACUAUUCUACGAGUGGUGAAAGAAGAAGAGGUGAAGAGAGAGCUUCGGGCAAAUUCGAGCUUGAUCAAGGUUCACUCAAGGCUCUUAUGGAACAAGUCAUUGACAAGAAGCUGGGAAAUAGCCAAGGGUCUUCAUCUUCCUCCACCAAUCAAGUACACUCUUUCUCUUGUGAGAAUUGUGGGGGUACCAACCAUGAUAUAUCAUAUUGUGGUGGUCGAGACCCCGAACAUGUAGCGGCAAUGGGGUACAUGAACAAUCAACGUGAUAAUUGGAGAGCCCCCAAUGCCAAUUAUGGUAAUAGAUUUCAAGAUGCAAGUGGCCCAAGCCACAACACGGGUCAAAUGGCUCCCUUUCCAAAUCCAAAUGCUAGCAAUCACCCUAGAGCACCAUUCAAGCAAGGACCACCCAACCAAUUUCAAAAUUUCCAACCCAACCCUUCCAUGCAAAAUGAUCCUAAUCAACAAAUGCUCAUGGAAACUCUCAAUAGAAUCCAAUCAAGCCUAUCCGCCAUGGAUCAAAGAAUAACCAAUAGUGAGCGAAAAGCGGAUCAAAGGCAUCAAGAGGUCACCGCACAUCAAAAGAUGAUGGAUAAUCAAGUGGCUCAACUCGCCGAGAGGGUGACCAAUCUAGCCAAUGAGAAGCUCCCGGGCCAACCUACUACCAACCCGGCUACCACCCAUCAUAUCAAAGCUAUCUCUCUUAGGUCCGGAAAGUCUUAUGAGGGGCCUAGGAGUGAUCAAUCGGAGCACAACAAGGAGGGUGAAGAGCAAGUGGUUGAAGAGGUCAAUGGAGAUAGCCACAAAUAG
Chenopodium quinoa (quinoa) is the source of this 1431-nucleotide messenger RNA. RefSeq lists its product as uncharacterized. The transcript has a single exon. Lineage: Eukaryota; Viridiplantae; Streptophyta; Magnoliopsida; Caryophyllales; Amaranthaceae. The record is from RefSeq and is a predicted model, not a curated record. The coding region runs from base 1 to 1431 and encodes 476 amino acids.